This is a messenger RNA of Helianthus annuus (common sunflower), 1401 nucleotides long. RefSeq names its product putative RING-H2 finger protein ATL12. Lineage: Eukaryota; Viridiplantae; Streptophyta; Magnoliopsida; Asterales; Asteraceae. The transcript has a single exon. The coding region runs from base 22 to 1272 and encodes 416 amino acids. The record is from RefSeq and is a predicted model, not a curated record.
UAGUUGACCCUCUUUGCAGCCAUGAAUAUUCCGGCAUGCAUACCGGAGUUUCAGUUUCUUGAAACUCCGGUGACCCAACAAAACAAACUUAUUCUAAUCAUCAUACAUCUCACCAUCAUCAUCUCCUCCAAUCCAACAAACUCACAAUCUUUAUCUUCCUCUCCAACCGAUGAUAAUACUCCAAAGUCAACGGAUUCCGGCGACAGAUUUCAACCAAGUUUAGUAGUUGUCAUAGGUGUUCUCACCCUCAUGUUAUCUCUAACAUUCUUACUGUUAAUCUACGCAAAACUUUGGCACACACCAUCUUCUCUUCAAUACUUAAAUCAAGAAAACUUUGGUGGGUUAACAAGAUCAGUUAUUAGGGUUUCUGGCAUCGAUAAAACAGUGAUCGAAUCACUCCCAGUCUUCCGGUUUUCAACGUUAAAAGGGUGGCGAAACGGCUUGGAAUGCUCUAUUUGUUUGUCAAGAUUUGAAGAUGUUGAGGUUCUUAGAUUGUUGCCUAAAUGCAAACAUGCUUUUCAUAUUGGUUGUGUGGAUAAGUGGCUUGAAAAUCACUCGGGUUGUCCGCUUUGUAGGUGUGAAGUAAGCGAAGAGGAUGUGACGCGUUGUGAGUUUUCGAGUAGUUUAAGGUUUUUAAGCAAUCGAUCGGCUCGUGAAGGGUUAAACUUGGAGUUGUUUGUUGAAAGAGAAGGGUCCGCGAGAUUCGGAAGUGGAAGAAGUGUUGGAAACAUUGAAGUAGAUGAGUAUGAUGAAGAAGUGUUGCAUAAGUUUAAUCAUAGGAUAAUAAUAUCCGAUAUUGAGUAUGGUUUGAUGGGGAAGAAUAGAUGGAGCAGUUUGAGCUCUUCUGAUCUUUUGGUUUUGAAAUCUGAGAUGAUUACUUCUUUGUCAAGUAACUUUUUUCAUAAUGAUCAAGAUCAAACUAGUGUUGCUUCUAUGUCAAGUAACAAGUUUGAUCGUUAUCCGGUUAUUAAAACAGGUUUAAACAAUAAUGACCAUGAUCAUCAUGAUCAUCAUAAGAUCAAGGAAGAAAUCAAAAGAAAAAGGGAAUUUGAACAAUCUGCUAAACUUGUUGAGAAACGAUCGAUGUCGGAGAUCAUUGUUCAUCCAAGAUUUCUUGGUGUUGAAUCAAGUAACAAGGAAGCUAAUGGUGAGGUUAGUGCUAAUGAAGAUAGAUUAAAGAAAUUAUGGUUACCUAUUGCUAGAAGAACAAUUCAAAUGUUUGCAAGUAGAGACCAACCACCAGAAAUUAGCACAAGGACACAAGUUUUGUAAGUUUAAAAAAGAUUGUAUACUUUUCUAUAGAAAUUUGUUUUGGUUGUAGGCAUAGUUAAAGAGUACAUAUCCAGUUUUUGUAACAUAUUAGUAGUAAAUCGUAUUAAUGUAUCUUGUUCCUUGCAUGUA